UCAACGUCUCUUCAAACGUCACAUAUUUAAUACAAACUCGACACUGCUUCUUUUAACGUUAACUUCCCAACCCUUCACAAUCCUCUUCACACCCUCGCCAGCACUAGAUAACACCAUGUCCAUAGCACGCAAAGAGAUAGUUGGUGGGCUUAAAGAGUUACAAAGCCAAGAGAAUGUUCGGCCCGACCCUCGAGCAUUCCCUUCCCAUUUGUUUGGUUUUUCUCAUCCUCUUAAAAGGCGUCGUCUAGGCAUAGAUGAAGUCGCUUCAGGAAAUCCAGCGGCAAACCCAACCGGAAGCCGACACUCGGUGUCGCACGAUCGGAACAAGCCAUUGCAAGAAAAACUACCUUCUCAACCUGCUGACCAAGCUCCUCCUACUGGUGAGACAAACAUUUCCAAUAAAUUUGAAUUUCUGAUUCGUGCAGCAAAAGCCCAAACAGGAGUCUUGAGCGAAAGCCAAAAGGAGCUUGUCAUUGCCAAUAAGAGAAUUGCUGACUUAACCAAACAACUGGAUUAUGCUCGUGAAGAAUGCGAUAGCCACUACGCUAAACUGAAUCUGACAUCGAAGGAUUACGAAAAGUGUAGGAAGAAGAGCCUUGAGGAUAAACUAGAGUGGGAAGCCCAAGAAAAGGAUCUGAAACGGGAGAAAUCAGAACUCUCAUCUGCUCUGGAAGAAGCCAAAGACGAAAUUGCUCGCAGCUUUAUGAAAGGCUUUCACAGAGCCAUCGAGCAGGUGAAUAUUUUAUUUCCCAACACGGACUUAUCUGUAGUAGACCCCUUGAAAAUAGCAGUAGAUGGAAAAAUUGUAGCUGAGUAGAAAAAAAGUUACAGUCAGGAAUUUGGGAACAAAAGUUUGUUUACUUCUUUUUGAUGCAUGUAAA
Vigna unguiculata (cowpea) is the source of this 881-nucleotide messenger RNA. RefSeq lists its product as uncharacterized. The record is from RefSeq and is a predicted model, not a curated record. NCBI's taxonomy places the organism in Eukaryota, Viridiplantae, Streptophyta, Magnoliopsida, Fabales, Fabaceae.